CCUUUUUCCUGCAUCCGGGCCUGAGAGUGCAGGCUUGAGGGAAGCAUGGAGGUCCAUGGUAAGCCCCAGGCUAGCCCGAGUUGUUCGUCGCCCACCCGGGAUUCCUCAGGAGUCCCAGUGUCCAAGGAGCUGCUGACGGCGGGAAGCGACGGCCGCGGAGGUAUAUGGGACAGGUUGCUCAUCAACUCCCAACCUAAGUCCAGAAAGACCUCCACUCUUCAAACAGUUCGGAUAGAGAGAAGUCCCUUAUUGGACCAGGUACAGACCUUUCUCCCACAGAUGGCACGGGCAAAUGAAAAGCUAAGAAAAGAAAUGGCAGCUGCACCACCUGGUCGUUUCAAUAUUGAAAACAUUGAUGGGCCUCAUGGUAAAGUUAUACAAAUGGAUGUGGCUUUGUUUGAGAUGAAUCAGUCAGAUUCAAAAGAAGCGGACAGUUCAGAAGAGAGUUCACAAGACAGUUCAGAGAACAGUUCAGAAUCAGAGGACGAAGAUGACAGCAUCCCAUCUGAAGUCACCAUAGAUAACAUUAAGCUUCCUAAUUCUGAAGGUGGAAAAGUAGAGACGGGAUUUCACCGUGUUAGCCAGGAUGGUCUCAAUCUCCUGACCUCGUGUUCCACCCUCCUCGGCCUCCCAAAGUGUUGGGAUUACAGGCAUGAGCCACCGUGCCCGGCUGGAAACUAGCUCAUCUUUAUUUUCUUCAUCUAUUCCAAGAGAUGCCCUGCCAGAGAGGAAUCUAGAGAGGCAGUCUAGCCACAGCUGGUUUGCUGCACUGUGGUGGGCUCCGCCCAAUUCGAAUUUCCCUGUGGCUUUGUUUACACUGUGAAGAGAAAACCACCUACUCAAGCCUCAGUCAUGGUGGGCACCCCUUUUCCCACCAAGCUCGAGUGUCCCACGUUGACUUCAGACUGCUGUGCUGGCAGUGAGAAUUUCAAGCCAGUGGAUCUUAGCUUGCUGGGCUCUGUGGGGGUGGGAUCUGCUAAGCUAGACCACUUGGCUUUCUGUCUUCAGCCCCCUUUCCAGGGGAGUGAACGGUUCUGUCUCGCUGGUGUUCUAGGCACCACUGGGGUAUGAAGAAAAACUGCAGCUAGCUCGGUGUUUGCCCAAACGGCCGCCCAGCUUUGAGCUUGAAACCCAGGGCGCUGGUGGUGUAGGCACCCGAGGGAAUCUCCUGGUCUGUAGGUUGUGAAGACCGUGGGAAAAGCAUAGUAUCUGGGCCAGAGUGCACUCUUCCUCACGGCACAGUACCUCACGGCUUCCCUUGGCUAGGGGAGGGAGUUCCCUGGCUUCCCUUGGCUUCCCUGGGCUAGGGGAGGGAGUUCCCUGAGGCUUUGUGCUUCCCAGGUGAGGCAAUGCCCCACCCUGCUUCUGCUCCCUCUCCAUGGGCUGUACCCACUGCCUAACCAGUCCCAAUGAGAUGAGCUGGGUACCUCAGUUAGAAAUGCAGAAAUCACUUGCCUUCUGCAUUGAUCUUGCUGGGAGCCGCAGACCGGAGUUGUUCCUAUUUGGCCAUCUUGCCAGCCAGCCGAGAGAUCACUUUUUACUGUGAUAGGCAAUUUACUGCAGAGAGGAACUGUUCACACAGAGAUGAUUAGUGUCACAUGGUAUCGUGAGUAGAUACUUGCAACACGAGCUCAUCGCAAUAGCAACAGGAGGUGACCACAAAGUUAUUACAGUACUAAUUUUAUGCAGUUAUGAUUUAAUAUUGUGUCUUUGCAUUUGUUUGUAUUUCUUUCAACUGCAAAUGGUACUAGGUACCAUCUAUAAGUGUGUGGGUAAGUGCUGAUAAAUUAUAACUUUUUAUAAUAGAUUUAUAUAUUUUUUAUGGUAGAAAUGAUGAGAUAGACUGGUAUCUACAUAUAUUUUAUGCAUUUUUGGCGUACCUUUUUAAUUUUUUUAAGCCAUGCAGUUCAUCUGUGAAUUUUUUCAAAUUGUCACAAAUCUCCAAAAAUGUUAAAAAUAUAUUUAUUGAAAAUAAUCCAUGUAUAAGUGGACCCACACAGUUCAAAUCUGUGUUGUUCAAGUGUCAACUUAUUUAGCUAUUCUCAAACAUACCUCUUUUUAUUUAAAAAAUUUCUUUCUAGUUUGAGUUGGAAAACUGAUGCUUGUUAUGUAAUCACUGUUGGUGACAGUGCAGUCAUACAAUGCAUGCAGAAUUUACCGGUUGGAAAGAUUAGUUUUUAGUUGAUUUUUUUUUUUUUUUUUUUUUUUUUGUAAAGCAAAACUUCUUAUCUCAGCUAUUAAAACUGUUCCCCACAGUUGCCCACAGCUCGAAACCUGUCAAAUGUAGAAAAUAGGGACAUCAUAGGAAAAUUUGGAGGGCAUAGUACAAAGAAAGGCGACAGCUGGUUUUCCCUUCCAAAGGUCAAAAUGACAUUAGGCUGGAGUUGCCUUUCUGCCCUGUUCUUGGUUUUAUUAAAUUUAUUUGGGAUCUCAUCUGCCAUGAGCCUGACUUUUGCUCAGGAAAGAGGCCUGAGAAUUUAAGGAUUAUCUGUGAGUGUGUAGAGCUGAUGGAACUUUGUCUGCUAAUGUUUUCGGGUUUUCUUUGAAUUCUGUUCUUUCCAAUUCUUCACAUUGGCCUGAGUCUUCUUGUGAUUGCUGUGAAGAUAAUUAUUCAGGUCCUUUCUGAUCUUUCUUAUUGGAAACUGGAACCAGCUCUCCUUGACUGUGACUCACUCGCUAAAUGUGUAAAGAAAUGAACAGAUCUGAAACAAGAUUUUUUCAGCUGGAAAGAGUACACCAGAACUGUACACAACUGUGAUGAGUUAUUGGCAUAAGUACUUAUUUAAAGAUUUUCUUCCACUGGAUGCUAUGCUACCUUGUGUGAACAGUUGCGUUUGUCUAUUUCACUAUUUAGCAUAGUGUGUGGUACACAGUAGGCAUGGAAUAAUGAUAAUAAAUGGAUUAAAUUGAUGCAUGAAGGUAUACAGGAGACUUUAAGCCAUCAUAGACAGUUCCAGGCAGGAGAAUAUGAAGAUGUAAUUUCAAGUACAGUUGUUAUUGUCAGUUUUGCUUUCCACGGUUUCAGCUACCCAUAGUCAACCACAAUAUAAAAAUAUUAAGUGGAACAUUCCAGAAAUAAUACAUAAGUUUUAAGUUGCUGAAUAAUGUGAUGAAAUCUUAGGCUGUCCCACUUCGUCUCUGCUGGGACAUGAAUUGUCCUUUUGUCCUGCAUAUUCAUGCUGUAUAUGUUACCCACCCUUUAGUCACUUAGUAGCCAUCUGGAUUCUCAGAUUGAAAACAGUGUGUAUAGGGUUCUGUUCUAUCAAAUGUUUCAGGCAUCCUCUGGGGGGUCUUGGAAUGUAUCCCCCAUGGAUAAAGGGAGACUACUUGUAUAAUCUGGUAAAAUGGAUGAAUUAUUCAUAAACAAUGUCAGAACCAGCUAUUUCAAACAAGAUUAGAUUCUCUAGCCUAAUAUCAUAUGCCAAGAUAAAUUAUAUAUGGAUUAAGGAUUUAAAUGUAAAAAAGAAAUUAUAAGAGUUCCAUACUAAAAUGCAGGUUUAUAUUUAGUAAAAUAGUCAAAAAAGUUGUUUGUUUUUUUUUAAAAAAGCAUAACAUCAGGGCCUAAAAUCACAAAGGAAAGGAGUGGAAAAUUCAUCCCCAUAAAUAUUAAAAACUAGUGUGUUGCAAAUAAAUUCAAAAGAUAAGGGAAAUACUGGGGAAAAUAUCUGAAACAUGACAGAGAGUGUCAUUAAUAUAUCAUGGACUUUUACAUUUUAGAAAAAAAAUGACUGAUAGUAGUGAAAAGACUAUAGGAAAUGAAGAAGUAAUUCACAGAAAAAGAGUCAACUCAAUUUAUCAGAGAAAUGCAAAUGAAAUCAAGAUUGCAUUCUUCACCUAUCAAAUUGGCAGAUGCAACAAUAGCUGGUACUUACUGAGCCCUUUCUGUGUUAGCUACUAUUCUAAGAGUUACCACCACUCAUAUGUAUGUAAAGGCUAAUGGAGUUGUAAAUUUAACUUUUGAGGACUUUAUCAUAUGUAUGCGUAUUAGUCUGUUCUCACACUGCUAAUAAAGACAUACCGGAGACUGGGUAAUUUAUAAAGGAAAGGCAGUUUAAUGGACUCACAGUUCCACAUGGCUGAGGAGACCUCAUAAUCGUGGUAGAGGGCAAAGGGAAAGAAAUUCAUGUCUUACAUGGCGGCAGGCAAGAGAGCUUGUGUAGAGGAGCUCCCCUUUAUAAAACUAUCAGACCUUGUGAGACUUAUUCACAUGAGAACAGCAUAGGAAAGACCCGCCCCCAUGAUUCGAUUACUUCCCACCAGGUCCCUCCUACAACACAUGAGAAUUAUGGGAGCUACAAUUCAAGAUGAGAUUUGGGUGGGGAUACAGCCAAAACAUAUCAGUAUGUUAUGGCCUUAUCUAAAAGUUGUUUUGUUUGUAAGCAGUUUGCCCUACAGUGUGAGGAAAGUGCAUCACUGUUGUGCUUUGGUUGUCCAACUCUUUGCUUACUCUGAUGCUUAGGUAUGAGUUGAUGACAGUCAUUUGGAGAGCAGUUGCACUCCUAAAAUGGAUGAAAUGUUCUCUUCAAACUUGUGGUGUACCAUCUUUCUAUGGCUCUGUGACAGUUACAGAUCCGAAAAUUAGGUAUAAUGGCUUUUGAAGCAAAAAUCUCAUUCUGAAUAAAUCUCCCAUCUGUUCCAAUAACAUUUUAAUUGUGCAUCAAAUAUGGUACUUAUUUUUAAAAACUGCCUAGCAGGAUAGUUUGUGUUACUCUGCCUGUAUCCAUGACCGUGAUAAGAAAUGUAAGAAAAGGCCAGGCAUGGUGGCUCACACCUGUAAUCCCAGCACUUUGGGAGGCCAAGGUGGGUGGAUCACUUGAGGUCAGGAAUCCAGACAAGCCUGGCCAGCAUGGAGAAACCCUGUCUCUACUAAAAAUAUAAAAAUGAGCCAGAUGUGGUGGUGCAUAUCUGUAAUCCCAGCUUCUUGGGAGGCUGAGGCAGGAGAAUUGCUUGAACCUAGGAGGUGGAGGUUAGAGUGAGCCAAGAUCAUGCCACUGCACUCCAGCCUGGGUGACAGAGAGACAGACUGUCUCAAAAAGAAGAAAAAGAAAUGUAAGAAAAGCGGUUGAGUCUUACUUUCAUUUGUAUUUCUCUCACUGCCUAACAUAGUGCCUUUCGCUCGGCUGGAAUAUACAAUAAAUGUUCAUUAAACUGA
Molecule: messenger RNA, 5152 nt
Organism: Symphalangus syndactylus (siamang)
Lineage: Eukaryota; Metazoa; Chordata; Mammalia; Primates; Hylobatidae
Gene: NOPCHAP1
Product: NOP protein chaperone 1
Biological process (GO): box C/D snoRNP assembly
Molecular function (GO): box C/D methylation guide snoRNP complex binding
Source: RefSeq, a predicted model, not a curated record